UUUUAAAAGUUUUUUAAGUGAAUAACUACGAUUGUUGGGUUUGUAAAUGAAUUAUGAUAAAUAUAUAUAUUGGAAUAUGAAAUCAAUACAAAUUCGACAUGCGGGUAUUAAUGAUUGCGAUGGAGUAAUUGACAUGAUCAAAGAAUUAGCCAUAUUUCAAAACUUUGGUUCAUCUGAAAUUACUAAUACGAGCAACAUUUUAAUUCGGGACGGCUUCGGAAGUGGGGAAAAAUGGUUUCAAAUAUUCGUUGCAGAAGCAAAUAAAAAGGAAAACGAAGAAGAAAAAAUGCUUGUAGGUUUUGUACUAUUUUUUCGAAGUUACUCUUCGUGGAAUGGUCGUAUUCUUAGAAUAGAUGAUAUAUAUGUAAAACCUGAGUUUAGAGGUAAUGGUGUUGGUACUAAGCUAUUAAAAGAAGUUGCAAAGGAAGCUAUAAAAGAAAACUGCGUUAGAAUACAUUGGAAUGUUUUGGAUUGGAAUGAAAAUGCUAAAAAAUUUUAUGAAAAAUGUGGAGCUAAAGUUGAAUCCGAUUGGCAGAUGUGGGUUUUAAAAGGCGAAAGUUUACAAAACUUUGUAAAAAGUUGACAUUUACACAAAAAUAAAUUAAAAUGCAUUCUGUUUUAUUUACCUUAUACACUGAUACUGACAAUAAAGUAAUCCACUUUGAGAUUUUUAUUUGUGAUUUUAUAAACAAGGUUUAUCAUCAGUUGUAUUAUUAGUUUUAAAUAAAAUUUAGAUUUGAUAAAAAA
This is a messenger RNA of Hydra vulgaris (swiftwater hydra), 747 nucleotides long. The record is from RefSeq and is a predicted model, not a curated record. NCBI's taxonomy places the organism in Eukaryota, Metazoa, Cnidaria, Hydrozoa, Anthoathecata, Hydridae.